GCUGCUUGUCUGUGGAGGAGAGCCAUUUUGGCCAGUCUGGAGUUCAACCGUGUCAUUCCACCUCCUUUUGCUAGGAGACUUGGAGUGGCAGUUUCGGUGGCUCAAGGUCUCAUCAACAGACUGGAGAGAGAGGGUUACGUCAGAGUCCCCAUGAAAAAUAAGAGGCUUGGGAAGAUUGUGAAUAAAGACCGCAUUAGGAUGGACGGCAUCAAGAAAUACUUUGAGAAGACCAGGGGCAGAGCCAAGUCACAGGUGACUGUGCCGUCCCAUUCCAAGACUCUGGAACGGAAUGGGGACGAGGGAGGGAAGAAGCUAGCCGAUAUUACAAACGGCACUUCGACCCUCAGCAUCAGUCAGACGUGUCCAGGGCGGGGCAUCGUACCUUCACCCCAGGUGACUGCUCUUCAGGCGGAUGAUGGUGAGAGUGGAGUUCGAAGAUCUCCACGCAUCGUGGCAAAGAGAAUUAGAUCUGUCGCAAAUCAGACUCUCGAAUUCGAACUCAGUUGCAGUCAGGAAAACUCACUCACAGAUGACGAACAAGGCUGUCGUAAGAAACGCAGGAAAUCGAGUAUUGCAUCUCGCUCUAUUUUAGUAUGACGCUUUACCUCUCCAUCUCUCACAACACUACAUCGAAAUACAGUACAUGGAUUAACUCAUGCUAUGACUUUGUGGUAUUGCUACACAGGAACUCUCACAUAUGCACACAUUACUCAGAACUGAUGCAUAAAGUGUUCAUGCAUGACUUCUGUUGUGAUGAUACACUAUUCACCAAAAGAGAUUGAGCAUUAACCUCAUUUUACUGUGU
Messenger RNA from Geodia barretti, 805 nucleotides. The record is from the annotation of a GenBank genome assembly. NCBI's taxonomy places the organism in Eukaryota, Metazoa, Porifera, Demospongiae, Tetractinellida, Geodiidae.